UCGAGAGGCGUGCCCUGGUCCCUGGCUCAGGACCCGGCCCCGCGCCGCCCCUCCAGACUCGGACUCGAGGCUCCAAGCGGCCCGAGAUGAACGACGAGGGCUCCUUCCUUAUGGCUGAGAUCAUUUACUAUAGCCAGGAAAAGUACUUCCACCAUAUGCAGCAGGCUGCAGCUGUGGGCCUGAGGAAAUUCAGCAAUGACCCUGUGUUGCAGUUCUUUAAAGCCUAUGGAGUCCUCAUGGAAGAGCGCACCCAGGAUGCCAUCAGUGACCUGGAGAGCAUCCGAUGUCACCCAGACGUGUCCUUGUGCUCCACCAUAGCCCUCAUUUUGGCUCACAAAUCUUGUGAAGUCAUCGACCGAGAAGCAAUUCGGGAGCUAGAGUGCAGCCUGAAGGAAAUACGCAAGACUGCCAGUAGGACUGCCCUGUAUUAUGCUGGCCUGUUCCUCUGGCUCACAGGCUGCCAUGACAAGGCCAAGGAGUACACUGACCACAUGCUGAAAGUCUUCAGAAGCUUCCGAGAGGGCUAUGUGCUCAAAGGCUGGAUGGACCUCACCUCAGACAAGCCCCACACUGUGAAGAAAGCCAUAAAGUACCUGGAGCAAGGAAUUCAGGACACCAAAGAUGUGCUGGGGCUGAUGGGAAAGGCAAAGUAUCUCAUGAUGCAGCAGAGCUACUCCGAGGCCCUGGAGGUGGUAAACCAGAUCACCGUGGCCUCAGGAAGCUUCCUGCCAGCCUUUGUUCUGAAGAUGCGGUUGUUCUUGGCUCAGCAGAACUGGGAACAAACAGUAGAAAUGGGAUACAGAAUCCUAGAAAAAGAUGGAAGCAAUAUUGAUGCCUGCCAAAUUCUAACUGUGUAUGAGCUUGUAAGAGAAGGAAACAUGACCACAGCUACUAAUCACGUUAGAAAUCUGAUUAAGGCACUUGAGAUGACAGAGCCCCAAAAUCCAAGCCUCCAUCUUAAAAAAAUUCUUGUGGUUAGCAGACUGUGUGGGAGGCAUCAGGCGAUUCUACAGCUGGUGUGUAGCUUCAUGGAGCGCACCUUCAUGGCUAAACCCUCCCAUGCCCACAUGGCCACAGAACUGGGCUAUCUCUUCAUCCUGCAGAACCAAGUGAAGGAGGCCUCGCUGUGGUACUCAGAGGCCAUGAAACUGGACAAGGGUGGCAUGGUUGCUUUGACAGGAAUCAUCUGGUGCCAGAUCUUAGAAGGCCACCUGGAGGAGGCUGAGCAACAGCUGGAAUUCCUGAAGGAGGUGCAACAGUCCCUUGGGAGGUCUGAGGUGCUGGUUUUUCUCCAAGCUCUUCUGGCAUCCAGGAAGAACAAAGGAGAGCAAGAGGUCACGGCGUUGCUGCAGAAAGCAGUGGAGCUUCACUUCUCUGGCAUGCAGGGCCUCCCCCUGGGCUUGGAGUACUUUGAAAAGCUGGACCCCUACUUCCUGGUCUACAUUGUCCUGGAGUUCUUGCUCUUCUGCCCCAAGCAGCCCCGGUUACCAGGCCAGAUCCUGUCUCCACUUCUUAAACAAGUCGCCAUGAUCUUGCAUCUUGUAGUCAAAGUAGCACCAGCUCUGACGGACCCUCUGUAUGUGAUGGCUCAGGUCAAGUAUCUCUCAGGAGAGCUAGAGAAAGCCCAGAGUGCCCUGCUGCGUUGCCUGGAGCUGGACCCCACCUCCGUGGACGCCCACCUCCUCAUGUCCCAGAUCUACUUGGUUCAGGGCAACAUUGCCAUGUGCUUUCACUGCUUAGAGGUGGGAGUGAGCCACAACUUCCAGGUCCGAGAUCUCCCCCUCUACCACUUCAUCAAGGCCAGGGCCCUCAACAAGGCGGGGAACUACCCAGAGGCCAUAAAGACGCUGAAAAUGGUCAUAAAAUCGCCAACUCUAAAGAAGGAAGAAAGCAAGAAGUUCCACGGGCCCUCUGUGCGGCCCACUGAGCGGGCAUCCAUCUUACUGGAACUGGUAGACGCUCUCCGGUUGAAUGGGGAGCUGCACGAGGCCACCAAGGUCAUGCAGGAUGCCAUCAAUGAGUUCAGCGGCACACCAGAGGAAAUUCGAGUCACCAUCGCCAACGUGGACUUGGCCCUGAGCAAGGGCAAUGUGGACAUGGCGCUGACCAUGCUGCGGAGCAUCACGCCCAAGCAGCCCUGCUACACAGAGGCCAUGGAGAAGAUGGCCAGCAUCUACCUGCAGACCCGUAAAGACAUCCGCCUCUACAUCGGAUGCUACCAUGAACUCUGUGAAAAUCUGCCUGGCCCCCACACCAGCCUGCUACUGGGUGAUGCUUUCAUGGAAAUUCAGGAGCCCGAGAAGGCCCUGGAGGUCUAUGACAAAGUCUGUAGAAAGAACCCGCAUGAUGCCUCCCUGGCCAGCAGGAUGGGACAAGCUUAUGUGAAGACCCACCAGUACACCAAGGCAAUUAAUUAUUAUGAGGCCGCCCAGAAGAUUAGAGGACAGGACUUUCUGUGCUGUGAGCUGGCCGAACUACUCCUGAAGUUAAAGAAGUUCAACAAAGCAGAAAAAGUGUUGAAGCAGGCACUGGAGCAUGACUUUGGGAAUGAAAUCCCACCCAUGAUAAAUGAUGUUAAGUGCUUACUUUUGCUGGCAAAGGUUUACAAGCACCAUAAAAAAGAAGAAGUGAUGGAAACUUUGAACAAGGCCUUGGACCUUCAGUCUUGGAUACUGAAGCGGGUGCCACUGGAGCAACCAGAAAUGAUCUCCUCCCAGAAGCAACUGGCAUGCUCCAUCUGCAUACAGUUUGGGGACCACUACCUGGCAGAGAAAGAGUAUGACAAGGCUGCGUGCUCUUAUAAAGAGGCCCUCUCCCACUGGCCCAUCGACAAUAAGGUGGUGCUGAAACUGGCACGGCUCUACCUGCUCCAGGGACAUCUGGAUCUGUGUGAGGAGCAGUGUGCCAUCCUCCUGCAGACUGAGCAGAACCUUGAGACUGUGUCCAUGAUGAUGGCUGAUCUGAUGUUUAGAAAACAGAACUGUGACGGAGCCAUUAAACUCUGCCACCAAGUCCUGGAGAAAGCGCCAGACAACUUUUUGGUAUUGAAUAAAUUAAUCGAUCUGCUCCGAAGAAGUGGGAGACUUGAAGACGCUCCUGCCCUCUUUAAAUCGGCUGAGAAGGUGUCCCGCUGGGUGCCCUUGGAGCCAGGAUUCAACUACUGCAGAGGCAUCUACUGCUGGCACACCUGGCAGCCCAAUGAAGCCUUGAGGUUCCUAAACAAAGCGCGCAUGGACAAAACUUGGGGCCAGAGCGCCACCUACCAUAUGGUGCAGAUCUGUCUGAACCCAGACAAGGAGACUGUGGGCGGAGAGGUUUUUGAGAACCUGGUGGCUGAGAGCAAGUGCGGGCCCGCGGGGGACAGGGGCGGAACCCGGGGGGAUGCCCUGCUGGCUUUGGCACAGGCCUACAUGAUCCUGAAGCAGACUCCCAAGGCGCGCACGCAGCUGAAGCGACUGGCCAAGGUCCCGUGGGCUCUGGCCGAGGCCGACGACCUGGAGAAGAGCUGGCUCCUGCUGGCCGACAUCUACUGCCAGGGCGGCAAGUUCGACCUGGCCUGGGAGCUGCUGCAGCGCUGCGUGUUGUACAACAAGUCCUGCUGCAAGGCCUAUGAGUACAUGGGCUUCAUCAUGGAGAAGGAGCAGUCCUACAGGGAUGCAGCCACCAACUACGAGCUAGCUUGGAAGUGUAGUCAUCAGGCCAACCCUGCCAUCGGUUUCAAACUUGCUUUUAACUACUUGAAGGACAAGAAAUUUGUGGAGGCCAUCGAAAUCUGCCACAAUGUCCUCCAGGAAUACCCUAACUACCCCAAGAUCAGAGAGGAAGUUUUGAAAAAGGCCCAAAAGUCCCUAAAGCCCUAACUGUGGUCAGAGGGGCCUGGGCCAGCAGAAGCUAUCAACCUUUUAAAGUUGUGUAGAGGGGUAAGAAGUGGGGUCAGUGGAGAAGGGAUUCAGAAAAUGACAUAUUCUUUCCCAUU
Molecule: messenger RNA, 3976 nt
Organism: Carlito syrichta (Philippine tarsier)
Lineage: Eukaryota; Metazoa; Chordata; Mammalia; Primates; Tarsiidae
Gene: TTC21A
Product: tetratricopeptide repeat domain 21A
Exons: 28
Coding region: 87-3860 (1257 amino acids)
Biological process (GO): intraciliary retrograde transport; protein localization to cilium
Cellular component (GO): intraciliary transport particle A
Molecular function (GO): protein binding
Source: RefSeq, a predicted model, not a curated record